This is a messenger RNA of Propithecus coquereli (Coquerel's sifaka), 8258 nucleotides long. It is a transcript of the gene RAPGEF6, whose product is annotated as Rap guanine nucleotide exchange factor (GEF) 6. NCBI's taxonomy places the organism in Eukaryota, Metazoa, Chordata, Mammalia, Primates, Indriidae. Gene Ontology annotation, biological process: positive regulation of ERK1 and ERK2 cascade; small GTPase-mediated signal transduction. Gene Ontology annotation, molecular function: protein binding; guanyl-nucleotide exchange factor activity. Bases 125 to 4942 code for a protein of 1605 amino acids. The record is from RefSeq and is a predicted model, not a curated record. The transcript is spliced from 28 exons.
CUGAGUUCCGACCCCGCAACGGUCCGGAGUUCCCUCCCGGGGAGGGGGCGCACCCCCUGCCUCGGGUGAAUGAGCUGUCGCGUGGGCUGCUGAGGGCGGGCUGGGGAGCGCCGGGACCGCGGCCAUGAACUCGCCCGUGGAACCCGGCGCCAGGCAGGCGCUGAGGAAGAAGCCGCCCGAGCGGACCCCCGAGGACUUAAAUAUUAUUUAUUCUUAUCUUCACGGAAUGGAAAUAUUAUCAAAUCUCAGGGAACAUCAGCUUAGGUUAGUGUCUGCAAGAGCACGCUAUGAGAGAUACAGUGCCAAUCAGAUUCUGUUUUGUGCAGAAACUAUUGCCAGAUGUUGGUACAUCCUGCUCUCUGGAUCUGUGCUUGUGAAAGACUCUAUGGUCUUGCCUCCUUGCAGUUUUGGUAAGCAGUUUGGAGGAAAAAGAGGAUGUGAUUGUCUUGUAUUAGAGCCUUCAGAAAUGAUUGUGGUAGAGAAUUCUAAAGAUAAUGAAGAUACUAUUCUACAAAGAGAAAUUCCUGCCAGACAGUCUCGAAGAAGAUUUCGAAAAAUUAACCAUAAGGGAGAGCGCCAAACCAUUACUGAUGAUGUGGACAUUAACAGCUAUCUUUCUCUUCCGGCUGAUCUUACCAAGAUGCACCUCACAGACAACCCUCAUCCUCAAGUGACUCAUGUGUCUUCUAGUCAGUCUGGUUGUAGCAUUGCCAGUGACUCUGGGAGCAGCAGUUUAUCUGAUAUCUAUCAGGCUACGGAGAGUGAGGUAGGAGAUGUAGAUUUAACACGUCUUCCAGAAGGACCUGUUGAUUCUGAGGAUGAAGAAGAGGAAGAUGAAGAAAUUGAUCGAACAGAUCCAUUGCAGGGGCGAGAUCUUGUUCGAGAAUGUCUUGAAAAAGAGCCCGCAGACAAAACUGAUGAUGACAUUGAACAACUUCUGGAGUUUAUGCACCAGCUCCCUGCUUUUGCAAACAUGACCAUGUCUGUAAGGAGAGAACUCUGCUCAGUGAUGAUUUUUGAAGUGGUAGAGCAGGCUGGAGCUAUUAUUCUUGAAGAUGGGCAAGAGCUCGACUCAUGGUAUGUUAUUUUAAAUGGCACUGUAGAAAUCAGUCAUCCAGAUGGAAAAGUUGAAAAUCUGUUUAUGGGAAAUAGUUUUGGAAUUACUCCCACUCUGGAUAAGCAAUACAUGCAUGGAAUUGUCAGGACUAAAGUAGAUGAUUGUCAGUUUGUCUGCAUAGCCCAGCAGGAUUAUUGGAGAAUUUUAAAUCAUGUGGAAAAAAAUACCCAUAAAGUUGAGGAAGAGGGAGAAAUUGUUAUGGUGCAUGAGCACCGUGAACUGGACCGGAGUGGAACCAGGAAAGGACAUAUUGUGAUCAAGGCAACACCUGAGCGUCUCAUCAUGCAUUUAAUAGAAGAACAUUCCAUUGUGGAUCCAACUUACAUAGAAGAUUUCCUAUUAACUUAUAGGACAUUUCUUCAAAGUCCUUUGGAUGUUGGGAUCAAACUAUUGGAGUGGUUUAAGAUUGACAGCUUAAGGGAUAAGGUAACACGGAUUGUGUUAUUAUGGGUAAAUAAUCAUUUUAAUGAUUUUGAAGGUGAUCCUGCUAUGACCCGAUUUCUAGAAGAAUUUGAAAGAAAUCUGGAAGAUACAAAAAUGAAUGGCCAUCUCCGGUUAUUGAACAUUGCCUGUGCCGCAAAGGCUAAGUGGAGACAGGUCGUGCUGCAGAAGGCUUCCCGAGAGUCCCCGCUGCACUUCAGCCUGAGUGGAGGCAGUGAGAAGGGAUUUGGUAUUUUUGUUGAAGGAGUAGAACCUGGUAGCAAAGCUGCUGAUUCAGGACUGAAACGUGGUGAUCAGAUAAUGGAAGUAAAUGGACAAAACUUUGAGAAUAUUACUUUUGUGAAGGCCCUUGAAAUUUUGAGGAAUAAUACUCAUCUUGCACUUACUGUAAAGACCAACAUUUUUGUAUUCAAAGAGUUACUUGGUAGGACUGAACAAGAGAAAUCUGGUGUUCCUCAUAUUCCCAAAAUUGCUGAAAAAAAAAGUAAUCGCCAUUCUAUCCAGGAUGUACCAGGAGAUAUUGAACAGACAUCACAGGAGAAAGGAAAUAAGAAAGUUAAAGCAAACACUGUUUCAGGUGGAAGAAACAAAAUCAGGAAAAUUUUGGAUAAAACACGAUUUAGUAUCUUGCCUCCAAAACUGUUUAGUGAUGGAGGCCUAAGCCAGUCACAAGAUGACAGCAUUGUGGGAACAAGGCACUGUAGGCACAGUCUGGCCAUCAUGCCGAUUCCUGGGACGCUUUCCUCCAGCAGCCCUGAUCUCCUGCAGCCCACCACCAGCAUGCUGGAUUUUUCCAACCCUUCAGAUAUUCCUGAUCAAGUCAUAAGAGUUUUCAAAGCAGAUCAGCAGAGUUGCUACAUUAUCAUCAGUAAAGACACUACAGCUAAAGAAGUAGUUUGUCAUGCUGUUCAUGAAUUUGGUUUGACUGGUGCAUCCGACACAUAUUCUCUCUGUGAAGUUUCUGUUACUCCUGAGGGUGUCAUAAAACAGAGAAGACUUCCGGAUCAAUUCUCCAAAUUAGCUGAUAGAAUUCAACUCAAUGGAAGGUAUUACUUAAAAAAUAAUAUGGAGACAGAAACCUUGUGUUCAGAUGAAGAUGCUCAAGAACUAGUUAAGGAAAGCCAACUAUCAAUGCUGCAGCUCAGUACCAUUGAGUUGGCCACCCAGCUGUCAAUGAGGGACUUUGAUUUGUUUCGUAAUAUUGAACCUACCGAAUAUAUUGAUGACCUUUUUAAGUUAGAUUCCAAAACAGGAAAUACUCAUUUGAAAGAGUUUGAGGACAUCGUAAACCAAGAGACAUUCUGGGUUGCCUUAGAGAUUUUAACGGAAUCAAAUCAGCUCAAACGAAUGAAAAUUAUUAAGCAUUUUAUUAAAAUUGCACUUCAUUGUCGAGAAUGUAAGAACUUCAAUUCCAUGUUUGCAAUAAUAAGUGGAUUGAACCUGGCACCUGUAGCACGACUCAGAGGUACUUGGGAAAAGUUACCAAGCAAAUACGAGAAACAUCUCCAAGAUCUACAAGACCUUUUUGAUCCAUCUAGAAACAUGGCAAAGUAUAGAAAUAUUCUUAGUAGUCAAAGCAUGCAGCCUCCAAUUAUUCCUCUCUUCCCCGUUGUCAAGAAAGAUAUGACAUUUCUACAUGAAGGAAAUGACUCCAAAGUAGAUGGUUUAGUAAACUUUGAGAAGCUAAGAAUGAUUGCCAAGGAAAUACGCCAAGUUGUUCGAAUGACUUCUGCCAACAUGGACCCGGCUAUGAUGUUCCGACAGAGGUCACUGAGUCAAGGCAGCACGAAUUCCAACAUGCUGGAUGUUCAGGGAGGUGCUCACAAAAAAAGGGCGCGGCGCAGCUCUCUGCUCAAUGCAAAGAAGCUGUAUGAAGAUGCCCAAAUGGCAAGGAAAGUAAAACAGUAUCUUUCCAGUCUGGACGUAGAGACAGACGAAGAGAAGUUCCAGGUGAUGUCAUUGCAGUGGGAGCCCGCAUAUGGGACCCUGACCAAGAAUUUAAGUGAGAAGAGGUCAGCCAAAGCAUCGGAAAUGUCUCCAGUGCCUGUGAGGUCCACUGGCCAGACAGCGAAGGCCCACUUGCAUCAGCCCCACAGAGUAAGCCAGGUGCUUCAAGUGCCAGCGGUUAACUUGCACCCCGUCAGGAAGAAGGGACAAGCAAAAGACCCUGCACUGAGUACAAGUUUACCUCAGAAAGUUUUAGGAACAACUGAAGAAAUAAGUGGUAAGAAACACACAGAAGACACUAUUUCUGUGGCAUCGUCCUUACACUCUAGUCCUCCUGCAUCUCCUCAAGGUUCCCCUCGGAAAGGUUAUACACUUACACCAUCAGCUAAAUCUGACAACCUGUCUGACUCCAGCCACAGCGAGAUUUCCUCCCGGUCCAGCAUCGUGAGCAACUGUUCUGUGGACUCCAUGUCUGCGGCUCUGCAGGACGAGCGGUGCUCCUCCCAGGCCCUGGCAGCACCGGAGUCCAGCGGGGCGUUGGAAAAGACAGAGCUCUCCCCAGGGAUGGGAGACCACGGCCAGCUUGGCCCUGGAUGGACACUCUCAAAGCCAUCUCCCAUCAACGGUUUAGCUGUCUCAUCUUCUAUGAGCAAUGAAGAGAUUUCUCAUGAGCAUAUCAUUAUAGAAGCAGCCGACAGUGGUCGUGGAAGUUGGACUUCCUGUUCGAGCAGCUCCCACGACAACUUCCAAAGCCUUCCAAACCCAAAAAGCUGGGAUUUUUUGAACUCUUACAGACAUACCCAUUUGGACGACCCUAUUGCUGAAGUUGAACCCACCGACUGUGAGCCCUGUCCCUGUCCUCAGGGCUGCUCUAGAACUUGUGGUCAGUGCAGAGGAAGUCUGGAGACUAAUCAGUUGAGACAGAGCUGGGCCUCGUCCGGUUCUCUGUCUGACACACACGAACCAAACUAUGGGACAGUGAAACGGAGAGUGUGGGCGAGUGCCCGAGCCGAGUCGUCUGAAGGCUUGGACCCCAAGGAUGCCACUGACGCAGUGUGCAAAACUGUCACUUCUAGUACUGGAAAGGGUUUGAUUGUGUACUGUGUCACCUCACCCAAGAAGGACGAUAGGUAUAGGGAGCCACCUCCCACUCCUCCAGGAUAUAUGGGGAUUUCUUUAGCGGACCUAAAAGAAGGACCCCACACGCACCUAAAACCUCCAGAUUAUAGCGUGGCAGUGCAGAGGUCAAAGAUGAUGCGUAACAGCCUCUCUGGACUGCCACCAGCUUCUCUCAGUAGCAACCCUGUGGCCUGUGUUUCAUCGAAGAUUGUAACUCGGCCUCAGAGGCAUAAUUUGCAGCCAUCCCGUCCUAAACUAGCAGAUGUGACUGACGCAGAUAGCGAAGCAGAUGAAAAUGAACAAGUUUCGGCAGUCUAGCUUUUGGACGAUGCAUUUGGAGACUACGGAAAGUCCUGGAGCAGUGGGCAGGACCACCUCAUGAUUCCGCAGGCUGUUGCCAGCAAACGGCGCGCCGCUGCCACCGCUGAUCUGGAGGUUUCGUGACCUGUGCUCUGAGCAGUGAGACAGGCCUGGGUCACGCUUCCUUCCCUGCAGUUCCUGCCCUUGAGCAGUUCCUCAGCUCUGGAUGCUGUGCCCACAGCCCAGUCCCCACUGUGCACGCCAGACCUGCCCUGGGACCACAGUUACAGAAGAAAUUUAAACUCAAUCAUCUCCAUGUAUAUCACUAUAGAUUUUCCUUUAUCAGGUUAUGUUAGAGAUAGGGCAUUAUUGUUUCCAAGCCAUAGCUUGGGCUAAAGGACAGAUUCAACAUGUCUGCCAAUACCAAGGAUAUUCUUGUGUGUUUGAAAAGUAACUUAUUAUUUGAAGUGUUGUGGUUUUGUUUGUAUUUGGGAACCCUUGUUAGCUGAUACUUAUGUUUGAGGACAUAAAACUGUCUCUGGUCUGUCCAAACAGAAGUCAUCUUUGCAGAGAAGAUAUGCUCGGUCUGUACAGACACAUAACUUGAUCUGUAGCACCGGGCAAGACAGGGUCUCGGUUUGAGUGGAGUCGGAGGUGUUAGAAACGUGAUGGUUGUGGGUGGGUGUGGGGGCCAGCGAAGCUGCCAUAGAGUUUCUGUCCUUUGGGAAAGGAGAGGGUUAGGGAGGGAGAGGCUCAGAACCCUGAUUUCCGAAGAGUGAAAUUUUGAUGUUAAGUGACGUGUAUACACAUUCUUUCUGAAGUAAUAGUUAUGUUGCAUUAUAACUGCAAGUAUAAAUCCAAUAAAUAGAGAAUGGGUUCUAGAGAGUUGUACACUGUGGAAAACUGAAAACUAAAAUUUCCGACAACUCAAGUGUGAGUUCUGUUGAUAAAGGAAGUGUACUCACGGUGUCGUAAUCGUGCUGUAAUCGUGAAUCUGACCUCAUGCGGUGGUCCCCAGCGUCUCCCCACAGCUCAGCACCAGGUUGUGCCCUGUCUCGAUGAGCCCUGCCGCUCUCAGCCACCUGCAGUAAAACGCUGUGGGAGAAAGAGGAGCUAGAAUGAUAGAAAUGAUUGUCUCUUGGUUCUCAGUUUAGUCCUUAAGAGGACAUACCUUUCCGUCCUCUCGGGCCUGGCCCUCUUAAUUUAAGUAAUUAAAAUUCCAGUGACUAUUUACUGGAGAGGUAGAUUUUUCAUGUUUUUACAAAUAUAAUGUUUUUCUGUAUAUUAAGUUUAAAUUUUUUCAUUUGUCUUUUAGCGUGAAGGCAAGAGAGAUUUUAAUAAACUUCUGUGAUUACCAAAAAAAGAAAAAGCCAAAGCCAUUAAUGUUCACUGCCCAGAUCAACUUGAAGCCAGAAAGGGUUUACUUCUGCGUGGUGGUCCACACGUGUCCGUGUAGGUUUAGUUGGUCUGUGACUUCCUUUGUUGGAGUUUGUUCUCUUUCCUGGCUGACUCCUCCCUUUCUCUGUCUUCCUGCCUGUCCCCUUCAUGUUAAAACCAUACAUCAGUUUGAAGUAGUAAAUGGUAGUGGUUCAUCUUGCCUAUCAAAAUGAUUGUCUCUUCAUUUUAGGAAAAAGAGCAAGUCUGACAAACUCCCCCGGGGAGAAAACAUUUGUCUAAAAUUUAAGCCUUAGAAAUGAAGCCCAGGAAUGUGAGAAUGAGGCUAGGUGGUUCCGUAGCUUUCUCGGUCCUUUGAAAUGGAAAGCAGCCGGAACCAAAAAUCCUGGUUUGAAAGUCACACUGCAGUGAUUUGGCUUAUAAACAGUGGUCCUCCGAUUACGGAUUCUUUUCUUCACUGAUCUACAUCAUUGUCGUUUUUAUGUCCACAGCAAAACAAAGUGAAAGAUAUUUUUGCUAUAACUACCUUUUUAUCAGGUUUGGCUGUCUGUUCUCACUUUUUUAUAUCCAUUACUUCAGAAAAAUGUGCUGUUUGCACAGUGUCUUUAUUUAGCAGGUCUUUCAAACCAAAUGGAAGCCUUACCUGUCUUUGUCCUUAAUGGUGUAAAAGCUGUAAAUAAUAUCUUGCGCAGAGAGUUGAGGCCUGUGGUUUUGGACUUGGGCCUUGUAGCUGCCUUUGCUUUAUCCAACUUUAACUGUGGGUGUUUGGACCAGCUGAUCACAUUGAUCAGGAACUAAAGCCAAAUGCUUUGUGGUUUGGUAUGUAUGUGUCCCCUAAAAAAUCAUGAGGUUUUGAUUGUUAUAUUUUAAUUUAGGGUACAUUCCUGCCUUCUCUUAGUUUGUCAUGUGACUAGAAAAACAGAAGCCUUAACCUGUAUUUGCUCCAAUUCCAAAUCCCCAUUUGUUUUGUUUUUAUUUUAUAAAUUUACAAUUUUAACAAAGAGAUGAGUGCCCUCUGUCCCCACGACAACUCUAAAUCUGCCAAGAUUAUUGAAUUAGUAAACCCUCAGUGCAAAACUUUUGCCAAAUAGUAAGUUUCAACAAAAUCUCUUCAUAAUAAAAGAUUUGGAGAAUUAGUAAAUCCAAUACAUGCUUCCAUAAAAGUUUAUUAUAAUUAAUAGACUCUGUUUACUCCACAUGAUUACUUUCAGUAUGAUCUUUGGGGAGAAAAAGUCUUUAAUGGAUUUCAUGAGGGUGGCAAGUCACAUUAUCAUCAUAUACGUCACCCCCGAGCGUCUCUCCCAGGUCGAAACGUGACGGGGAUCAUGGGGGUUUCUAAGAACAAGCCUGAGCUUUAGGAAGUAUUCUUACCCCUGCAGAAAAGGGAGGAGGAAAAGUUUCCUAGUAUAGUUAAAACAAUAAUUGAUAUUCUAAGUUUCUUUAAAAAAAAAUGUGAUGUUAAAGUUUAUGUAUUCUUUUAGCAUUACCUUAAAGGCUGGAAAAAAGGGAUAAAUCUUCAGAAAAGUGUCACAGUACGUUUUCAGAUUUAAACUUGAACCCAGUUCAUCUUCAGCUUUUGUUGUGCAUUUUUAAGGCUUCUUUAUUUUUGAUACACAGAAUGCAGUUGAUCUUUUAAAAUUGAAACAUGUAAGCUUAUCAAUCAGCAAAAGACAAAAGCAAAACUGCACAGUUGUAAUAAUCAAAUAGCAAUUAUACUGCACAAUUCAUUGAUUGUAACGCAACCUGUAACAAGCAAUGUUUGUCUCCUAUUUUUUGAUACCUCUUAAACUUACGUCUUUUAGAAAGACAGUGCCUCUGUAUGCUUUUUGUAUUUUUACUGAGUGUAAAUAUUUGUUAUAUUUUUGGUUAAAAGAAUGUAAAAGUACCAUUUAUUAUUAUCAUAUCUACUAAUACAUUGGUGGAAUCAAUAAAGAAUCUA